UCGUUGGCGUUUACGGAAGCCGUCCUGGCCCAAACGUCGCAGCGCGUCCCUCGCUAAGGUUGUGGUCGUCUGUUUACCUCAUCUGUAUCGAUGAUGUGAGACCCGAAACCGCUGGCUAGCUAGCCUAGCUAAAGUAAGGGAGAACCGGUAAGAGAUGGAGGAAAAGAACACAUGUGAUGGGGGUGGCAUAGUGAUGGGCUUCCUUUUAAUUUUCAUCUGUUCUCACCUGUUUGCUGCAAAGCAGCCGUUAAAUUCUCACUGACGGCACUAGCCUGUUAGCACGUAGCUGCAGGCUAGGCUAGCUCCGGUGGGUUCGUGUUUCGGUUUGAUUUGAUAUGGCAGAUUGGGAACUCCUCAACAUUCGCCACUGCUGGGAUUAUUUUGUAAUUUACCCCUUUUUAACUACACCCAACCGUUGUUAAUAGGGACGGAUUUGUAGGUUAGUAAACUAGCUGUCACGUCCGCUGUUGAAGCCUUAGCUAACGCUGCUGCUAGCGAACCCGUCUGGCCUGGAAUGGAGCCAGGCGACUUGCGAGAGAGCCCCGCCGGGUCCGGGGAGUCAGAUGCGGGGGAUUGGAGGGAGGUUAUUCCCGAUGGGGAUGGGGAUGAGGAGGUCAAAACUGCCGAAACAAAUGGAACCACACGGGAGACGGCGCACAGGGACACCUGUGGGGAAGGCGAAAGUGAAAAACAAAAAAGCGCUGGAGAGCAAUUGCACAGUCCCUACGAGGAGGAACUGGACCCCCGGAUCCAGGAAGAGUUGGAGCACCUCAAUGAGGCCAGUGCAGAGAUCAACAAGCUAGAACUGCAGCUGGAUGAUGCCAGAUCAGGGUACCGGAAGAUCCUAACGGAGUCUGCCAGGAAGCUGAAUGCUCAGAGCUCUCAGCUUGGUAGCUGCAUAGAGAAAGCAAGACCGUACUAUGAAGCUCGUCGCCUUGCAAAAGAGGCACAGCAGGAGACCCAGAAGGCGGCUUUGAGCUACGAGAGAGCGGUUUCUAUGCACACAGCUGCCAGGGAGAUGGUCUACGUGGCAGAGCAGGGUCUGAUGGCUGAUGGCAAGAACACCCUGGAUCCCACCUGGCAGGAGAUGCUCAACCACGCUACCUCCAAGGUGAACGAAGCAGAGGAGGAGCGACUCCGCAGUGAGAGGGAGCACAUGCGCGUAACACACGCCUGUCAAGAGGCUGAGGCUCGGGUUCAGAUGCUGCAAAAGUCCCUCAAAAGAGUCAUCCUGAAAUCCAAACCUUACUUUGAGCUCAAGGCCCAGUUCAACCACAUACUGGAGGAGCACAAGGCCAAAGUGCUGCAGCUAGAGCAGAACGUAGCGAAAGUCAAGACCCGCUACUCCAUCGCCCUGCGAAACUUGGAGCAAAUCAGCGAGCAGAUCCACGCUCAGAGGGAUAGGGACCAGGCCGAGGGAGGGCGCCCAACCAUGUGCGGUGGGCGGAGUCCCCCCGUUGGAGCCGAGUCCGACAUCAGUGUUCAGGAGGAAGGCGGGGCCUGCGGUGGUGGUGUGACUGGGAAAGAUCGAGUGGAUGCAGCCAUUGACCUGGUGGAGAAAUACAAGGAGAAGGAGAAUGAAAAGGAGAGGGAGCGGGCAGGCUCGGAUUCCCUCUCGGUCUUCAGCCUGCAGACCAUCGCUUCCGACUUGGAGAAAUAUGACUCCAUCGAGCACCUCGGGGACCUCAGCGAUGUAGGGAGCGUAACUGGGGAUGAGGGGGAGAAAGAGAAAGGCGGCGCGAUGGACAGAAGAGACAAGCUGACGGAAACAUCCGCCAAAGAGCGCCAGCAGCAGUUCUGCAAGCAGCACCACCGAAGCUUCAGUUUGUGAGGCCGUCGGACAGAUGGCUGCUGUAAACACUGCAAAAGUAAAAUGUGACUUGUCAAAAACAUACAAAUUAGGGUAAACACCCCUAACACAUAGGUACCCACCAAAGUAGAAGACAGUGCACUAGCUGCAAAUGUAAAACUGGAGUGACGCAGUUGUAGGUGUAUGAUACUUGUUGUAAAUACACAUUAUUUUAAAGCUGACACUGAUCACAGUUAAUUGCAGCCUAGUUAGGACACUACUGGGAUCUACAGAGGUUACAUCCCUCCAGGAAAUGUAUACUGUAUAUUCACUCCCCUCUGAGGGAUUCUGGGUAGAGUUUGUUCCUUGAGCAUGAAGGAACAGCGGGGACAGCUCAAAGGCCCUGUUUGAACAGUGAGACUCCACCUUCCAGUCGUGUUGAGUCCUAUCAGCAAUAGAUUCGAGACACAGGGUCACACGGUCUCUCUCCAUACACACUCAGAUCCCCGCUCUUAUCCACCCUCAUCCAGUUAGUUUGCUGGGAAAAAUGACGAAAACGAUUCCGUCAGUGCAGAGUGAAAGCAUGUGUGAAUUCCCGUUUCAUUUAUUUAUUUCCUGCGACAUGCUGCAAGUCAUGCUUUUGUUAUUUUUGGCACGGGAGAAUGCGUUUUUUGAAAAUUCCUGAAAUGAUGAACAGAGCGAACGGAGCGGAGUCUGAAGAUGCUGAAGACUGUUUGACUGUUCCCGCUCCGACAGCAUGCACUCCUAGUUAGCUAUUUAAACAGACACUCACCACGUAUUCAGGGCUACACGCUGAAACAAACACUGACAUAAUUCAAGCUAAGAUGAUGAAGCUCAGCCAUGAUUUCUUUUUAAUGUUGUUAUGCUGUAGUCUUUUGAUGCAAAAGCCUUUCCCAAAUUUGUAUAAUUUGGAUAUUGUUUACAUUUGUGUAAGUAGAUUUCUUUGGCAGAAAAUCAAUUUCCUCCUCUGUUCGCCUUUUUUAAAAUUUUCCAUUGUUGUAAUUUGAAGCGUGCCUUGACACAGAGCAAGUGAACAACUUAGCAUGAGUAGUACUUUAUGAUAAUCUCCUGUAUUUCUUUUUAGACCCAUUUAAAUAACAAGUGUGUGGCCUGUAAUGAUUUAUUUUUUUUUAAAUGUAAUAAUCUGACUCACCCAAGCACCGUUUUCUGAUGAGACUUGAAGAGCUACGAUUCAUUUUUUUUUUUUUUUUUGGUUUUGACUUCUGUGUUUCCUUCUUUUAUGAUAUUGUACUUUGAUUGUUUUAGGUGUGUGAUGCAAAACAAUGAAGUCAAGAAAUGACUUGUAAAUGUAUGUAAUUAUUACAGAGCUGGAAAAUAUUGACAUGUACAGUCACACGUGUCGCUGAUUUGAAUAUAUUUGACAAUUUUGUUGUACAGAUGUUCUGGAUACCCCCAGUUUACCAUGUGGGUUUCAAACAUUAUUGUUGCCGUUAAUCUGAAACCCCUCCCACCUUCACUUCUGUCUUAACAAUUCCUCUUCACCCCUUUUUAAUGGCAUUUGUGAGUAGGUCAGAAUGUCUCUCGCUGUUUCCAUUUCAUGCCUUGUCAUACCUAUAACCAAUAAAACAGAUCAUGC
This is a messenger RNA of Xiphias gladius (swordfish), 3407 nucleotides long. It is a transcript of the gene sh3bp5la, whose product is annotated as SH3-binding domain protein 5-like, a. The transcript has 6 exons. The coding region runs from base 515 to 1831 and encodes 438 amino acids. Gene Ontology annotation, molecular function: protein kinase inhibitor activity. Gene Ontology annotation, cellular component: cytoplasm. The record is from RefSeq and is a predicted model, not a curated record. Gene Ontology annotation, biological process: intracellular signal transduction; negative regulation of protein tyrosine kinase activity. Lineage: Eukaryota; Metazoa; Chordata; Actinopteri; Istiophoriformes; Xiphiidae.